AUGGAAUGUCUUUAUCAAUAUGCCAUUGAAUAUGGAGAGGAAAAUCCUGAGAAAUUUUCGAUCAUUACUGAGACCGAGAAAAAUAAGUGGGUCGGUAAAUGCUUUCGCAAUGUCUUGGAGAGAGAUAUGUCAUUUUAUCGUGAUGCAAUAGAGAGAAAGGAGGAUCCUAGGAAAUAUCAUAAAUUUCUAACAGAUCGUGAUAGGCUGAUCGGUGAAAAGUUAUUACGUCGUG
This is a messenger RNA of Funneliformis geosporum, 232 nucleotides long. The record is from the annotation of a GenBank genome assembly. Lineage: Eukaryota; Fungi; Glomeromycota; Glomeromycetes; Glomerales; Glomeraceae.